AUGGCAUUUCACAUAGCUGGUUGGAGAUAUGUCACUGGCUCCCUCUUUAUCUUAGCCACGUUGGUGCUUCAAAAUUCUGGCUUAAGGGAUGUGAAAGGGUGGGACGUUAUCAUUGAGUUUACCCACAACGAGCUAAUCACAGCUAUCAAGUACGCUCAAGUUGGACCUGAGCUUCCAUACCCAGGAAAGAACCUUAUCAUAUCCGGCAUUCCCGAGCUUAGCGAUACUAUUGUCACGGCGAUUCAUGCUGGGGGUGAUUCUACUUUGUAUUCUGUCAACGCUAGCAUCUCUGGAACAGAGUAUGGAGCGCCUUCUCCUCCAAAAGCUCUACCUCGAACUUUGUACCUUAUCAAUCCUGGCUACAAGUGCCAGAGGGAUUUUCCACAAUUUCCAUCUGAUCGGAGUCUUCAGGGUUUACAUGCGGUGGGGCAGAAAAACUCCAGCCUUCUGUGUUUCAGCUGGAUGCAGGCCGAAACAAGACUGCAGUAUCAUCGUGGCGCUACGUCUUGCCUUCGAGAACAAGUUGGGCGAGCAGGGGACUUGAUGAUUCUGAAGUCAAUUACAAAAAGCACAGACACAGAGGCGAUAUCUUCCAAGUGCAGUGACAACUGUACAUCUCAUGUUCACUGGCACAUUGUGGACUUCUACCAGGAAGGCUUCGUUGCAAAGCAGUGUAUUCUUUUAACAACGCAACAAUUUCCCGUGAUACUGCUCUGUUUUGGGGGCAUGAGUAUAGCAACAAUUGGUUAUUGA
Messenger RNA from Closterium sp. NIES-65, 753 nucleotides. Lineage: Eukaryota; Viridiplantae; Streptophyta; Zygnematophyceae; Desmidiales; Closteriaceae. The record is from the annotation of a GenBank genome assembly.